Messenger RNA from Mangifera indica (mango), 6368 nucleotides. Its product is annotated as eukaryotic translation initiation factor 4G-like. The transcript has 10 exons. Gene Ontology annotation, cellular component: eukaryotic translation initiation factor 4F complex. Gene Ontology annotation, molecular function: protein binding; mRNA binding; translation initiation factor activity. The record is from RefSeq and is a predicted model, not a curated record. Lineage: Eukaryota; Viridiplantae; Streptophyta; Magnoliopsida; Sapindales; Anacardiaceae. The coding region runs from base 204 to 5780 and encodes 1858 amino acids.
UUUACCCUUCUUUCUCUCAACUAUAAUAUAUAUUUUUUUUGUUUUUCAAUUUUUCAAUUUUCAUCUUCUCUUCUCUUUCUCUCUCCCUCCUCUCUCUGUUUCCGAGUACCGUCAUGUCCACCUAUUAAAACCCUAAUUUUAUCGCUCUGCACUCUCACAGAAAAAUCUAAACGAUUCAAGGAAUUAUUUGACGCUAGGGAUUUAUGUCCUUCCAUCAAUCAAGGUCCGACAGAAGCGAGACACAGUUUCGAAAAUCAGGACGAUCCGCCGGCCCUAAUCAGCAGCGGACCUCCUCAGGCUCUUACGGUAAGGGCUCUGGCGGUGGGCCCGGCCCUUCACCACCGUCUAUUUCCUCUUCUCCCUCUCUUUCGUCUAGUCGCAGUUUUAAGAAGUCUCACAAUGCACAAGGAAGUCAAUAUAGGGUAAACGUCCCUAAUGUCAAUUCUUCGGAUUCCGGCAGUAAUGUUUCUGAAUCGCGAAGUGUACAGAAUGGUGCACACUCACAGUCUCAGUUACAUGUUAUAGGAGCAUUUGAGACACCGGUUGGUAGCAGUGCUUCCAAGCAAGUUGAAUCGUCUACCACUCAGAGGGGCACCGGAGCUGUUCCAAAGGCUCCAACUUCUCAACCUGCCUCCGUGAAUCCCGAAAGUACUGGACCUGCAAAUCAAUCAAAGGCUCAAGGAGAUGCAUCGAAGGGAUUCCAUUUUCAAUUUGGCUCAAUUGGGAUGCCGAUUCCAGCUCGAACUAGUUCAGCUCCCCCAAAUUUGGAUGAGCAGAAACGUGAUCAGGCACGCCAUGAAACUUACAGAUCAAUGCCAAUGCCAAUGCCAAAUUUGCCAACACCAUCUGCCUCUAAGCAGCAGUCGUCAAGGAAGGAUACUAGUGCUACUGCUCAACCUAGUCCUGGGGAAGUUCAUCAAGUGACAAAAACCAAAAAGGAAGUACACAUCUCGCAUCCUCCCACUGCAAAUCAAACGCAUAAGCCUUCUGUUCUUCCUAUGUCAAUGGCUUCUAUGCAAAUGCCUUUUCACCAGCAACAGGUAUCUGUGCAGUUUGGUGGGCAUAACCCGCAGAUGCAGUCUCAGAAUGUAACUGGUACCUCACUUCAAUUGCCACUUCCCAUUGCAUUACCCAUUGGAAAUGCUCCCCAAGUGCAGCAGCAUAUGUUUGUUCCUGGGCUCCAACCGCAUCCAAUGCAGCCUCAGGGAAUGAUGCAUCAGGGACAGGGCCUAAAUUUCACAGCUCAGAUGGGUCCUCCCCAGCUGGGAAAUAUGGGAAUUGGCAUUACCGCACAAUACCCCCAACAGCAGGGAGGGAAAUUUGCUAAUACUCGUAAGACACCAGUGAAAAUUACUCAUCCGGAAACACAUAAAGAGGUCAAACUUGAUGAACGAUCAGACACUCAUACGGAUGGUGGGGUUUCAGCCCCUAGGUCCCACACCAACAUUCCUCAAUCCCAGCCAAAUAAAUCGUUUGCACCUGCUCAUCAGAUGAAUUAUUCAUACAAUCCCAAUUCCAUGUUUUUUCCAGCUCCAGGCUCUGUACCAUUAACUAAUAGCCAGAUAACUCCCAAUUCUCAGGCACCAAGAUACAACUAUACUGUUAGCCAGGGUCCCCCUAAUAUAUCAUUUAUAAAUUCAACAACCAUUGGCUCCUUGCCAGUUAGUAAAAUUGGGGCUGCAAUGCCUGCUGUUGUGGAACCAUGGAACUCAGAUCAUUUUCGUGAUGUGCAUAGUAUAAUUUCUUCUGCUUCUUCAGGAACUGUACAGGUGACAGUUAAACCAGUCACAGUAUCUGUUGGAGAAAAGGUUGUAGACUCUUCUCUUUUGGAUACCUCGGUUGGUUUGUCAAAAUCUUCUAGACUGUCUGUGGAAGGUGGUGAAUCAACUGUUCCUAAGUCAUUUCAGGCAGCUAUUAAACAGUCUUCAUCAGUUUCCACUGCUGCCUCUUCUGAGAACCUGACAAUGUCUUCUGGUUCAACUGCUCCAUCUGAGGAGCCUGCACCAGUUGCUACCAAUGAGGAAGACAAGAGAAGAGAAAGUUUGAGUAGGUCAAGCUCAAUCAAGGAUCAUCAAAAGAAGCCAGCCAAAAAAGAACAGGUCCAGCCUCAGCAGCAGGUUGGUGGACUAUCUACUUCAACAUCAAGCUUGGCUUUGCAGGCUUCAGAGCCUGGUAUAUCUUCCAGCAGUGAAGUUUCUGAUCCUGUAGAAGUGAAAACAAAUACCAUUACAAAAGUAACUAGUAAAGGUUUGUCAGAAGUAAGCAGAGAAUUGGUGUCAACUGUUGAUGUUUCAACUUCUGCUCCUGAGUCAAAGGCUGAAAUUUCUGGUGCUGUGAACAACUAUAGUUCCUUGGAUGUUGUUCAAAAUGCUAAUGUGAAUCUUGCUGAACCUGCUCCAUGGGAAUGCUCGAUAACAGAAGAACAAGUGGAAGAGACAUUGCGUGAAAGGUCCAAGCAAGAUAGUAAUACCGUUCAUAUUCCUUCUCAACCACUUACUUCAAGAUAUUCUGAACUUGAUGGCCAAACUCAACCAGAACCAGUGUUGAAGACAGCAGCUAUCAGCAAUGAUGUUUCAGUUGUUGGAACCGCUGAGAGAAGGUUGGAUGAACCUUCAAGUAUUUGUAAAGAAGUUGGCACUAGCAGGGUAUCUGACAACAUGUCUACCGAUAGAGCCAUGGGUUCAACAGAUGUUGAAAGUUUACAUGGCAGUAAGACCUCAACUGUGGAUGCCUCUUCAAGCAGAAGUUGUGCAACAGACCAGAACUCUGCUCACUCUAUAACCGCCGAAACUCCUGGAGAAAUUAUGAAAAAUGAAGGGGAAGGUCUGGAGAACAUGGGGGCUGGAUUGGCAUCACUUCCAACAACUGGUACCAAAGAGAAGCCUGUACCAGAAUUAACUAGGUCAAAGAGCACUACUGGUAAAGCUAAGAAGAAGAGGAAAGAAAUUCUUCAGAAAGCAGAUGCUGCUGGGACAACUUCUGAUCUGUACAUGGCUUAUAAGGGUCCCGAAGAGAAGAAGGAGGUUGUUUUGCCUUUAGAAACUGUGGAAAACUUAUCUACUGUUGUUAAUUUAAAACAGUCACCUGUAGUUGCUGUAGCAAGUGAGAAAGUUGUGCAGAGUAAAAUGGAGCCUGAUGAUUGGGAAGAUGCAGCUGACAUCUCCACACCUAAAUUAGAACCCUCAGGUGUUGGGGAACAGUCUACAAGACCAUUGGUGCAAAACAAGGACAACAGAGAUGGGAACCUGGGAAAAAAGUACUCCAGAGAUUUCCUCCUGAAAUUUUCUGAGCAAUGUACUGAGCUUCCAGAUGGCUUUGAGAUUGCAUCUGAUAUUGCGGAGGUCUUGAUGGGUACUAAUAUCAGUGUCUCUCAUCUUGUUGAUCGUGAUUCAUACCCUAGUCCUGGAAGAGUAAUGGAUAGGCAGACUGGGGGACCACGAAUGGAUCGUCGUGGUGGCACAAUGGUUGAUGAUGACAGGUGGGGUAGAGUACCUGGAUCAAAUUUGGGGAGGGAUAUGCGUCUGGAUGUCAGUUAUGGUGGUAAUACAGGAUUUCGACCUGGCCAAGGAGGUAACUACGGUGUCCUAAGAAAUCCACGGGUGCAGAUGCCUGUGCAGUAUGCCGGAGGGAUCUUAUCUGGGCCUAUGCAGUCUAUGGGUCCUCAGGGUGGGAUGCAGAGAAGUAGUCCUGAUGCUGACAGGUGGCAACGUGCUACAAAUUUCCAGCAGAAGGGUUUAAUUCCUUCUCCAACUCCAUUACAGGUCAUGCACAAAGCAGAGAAGAAGUAUCAAGUGGGUGAAGUGGCAGAUGAGGAAGAAGCCAAACAGCGGCAGCUGAAAGCUAUUCUGAACAAGCUAACACCUCAGAAUUUUGAUAAACUUUUUGAGCAAGUAAAAGCAGUAAAUAUUGACAAUGCUGUAACACUUACUGGUGUCAUCUCUCAAAUUUUUGAUAAAGCUUUGAUGGAGCCUACAUUCUGUGAGAUGUAUGCAAACUUCUGCUUUUAUCUUGCUGGGGAGUUGCCUGAUUUUAGUGAAGACAAUGAAAAGAUUACUUUUAAGAGAUUGCUGCUGAACAAAUGCCAAGAGGAAUUUGAGAGAGGGGAGCGAGAGCAAGAAGAAGCUAACAAAGUUGACAAAGAAGGUGAGAAUAAGCAGUCUGAUGAGGAAAGAGAAGAAAAGAGAAUUAAGGCCCGAAGACGGAUGCUUGGUAACAUUAGGCUGAUUGGUGAGCUGUACAAGAAGAAAAUGUUGACUGAAAGAAUUAUGCAUGAAUGUAUCCAGAAGUUGCUGGGUCAGUAUGAGAGUCCUGAUGAGGAAGAUGUUGAAGCUUUGUGUAAAUUGAUGAGCACAAUAGGGGAAAUGAUAGACCAUCCCAAAGCCAGAGAGCAUAUGGAUGCAUAUUUUGAUAGGAUGGCGAAGUUGUCAAGCAAUAUGAAGUUAUCGUCUAGAGUUAGGUUUAUGUUGAAGGAUGCAAUUGAGUUGAGGAAUAAUAAGUGGCAGCAGAGGAGGAAGGUUGAAGGACCAAAAAAGAUUGAGGAAGUGCACAGAGAUGCUGCACAAGAACGGCAAGCUCAAACUAAUAGGCUGGCAAGAGGUUCUGGUAUGAAUUCUUUGUCAAGAAGGGCAGCUAUGGAUUUUGGUCCUAGAUCAGCUAUGUUAUCUUCCCCAACUUCUCAGAUGGGUGGUUUUCGUGGGUUGCCCUCUCAAAGUCGUGGUUAUCUUAUUCAGGAUGUACGAAUGGAUGAUAGGCAAUCAUAUGAUGCUAGGACCAUGUCAGUUCCCUUGCCUCACAGGCUUAUGGGUGAUGAUUCAAUUACUUUGGGGCCUCAAGGUGGUCUUGCCAGAGAAAUGUCAAGUAGAGGUCCACCGGCAAUGUCAAGCACUCCGGUGCCUGAUCUGUCUUCUGGUGUUGGUGAAUCUAGAAGAAUGACAGUGGGUAUGAACGGUUUCAGUUCUUUAUCAGAGCGAACUGUUUAUGGUUCUAGAGAGGAUCUAAUGCCAAGAUACCUUCCAGAUAAAUUUGCAGGCCCAACUGCUUUUGAUCAAAUGAGUGCUCAGGAGCAUAACAUCAAUUUUGCUAAUAGGGAUACAAGGACCCCAGAUCGAAGUUUUGACAGACCUGUUACAACUUCACCACCCACACGAGGCCAGGGACAAGCUUCCACUCCUAAUGUUUCAUCUGAGAAGGUGUGUUCAAGAGAACAACUGCAAGAUAUGUCCUUGGCAGCAAUUAAAGAAUUUUACAGUGCCAGGGAUGAGGAAGAAGUUGCUUCGUGCAUUAAGGAAUUGAAUUCCCCAAGCUUCCAUCCUUCAAUGGUCUCUCUCUGGGUUACAGACUCUUUUGAGAGGAAGGACAUGGAAAGGGAUCUUUUGGCAAGGCUUCUGGUUAAUCUUGCAAAAUCUGAGGACAGCAUGUUAAGUCCAGUUCAGCUCACGAAAGGGUUUGAAUCUGUUCUUAGUACUUUGGAGGAUGCGGUAAAUGAUGCCCCAAAAGCAGCAGAAUUUCUUGGCCGUAUCUUUGGGCAAGUCAUUGUUGAGAAUGUAAUACCCUUGAGAGACAUAGGGCGAAUGUUGUAUGAAGGAGGAGAGGAGCCUGGACGACUUAUACGAAUUGGGCUUGCUGGUGAUGUUCUUGGUAGCGUAUUAGAGAAUGUUAAAUCAAUUAAAGGAGAAACUGAAUUAAAUGAGAUUCGAAUGAGCUCCAAUUUGAGAUUGGAGGAUUUCCGGCCUCCAGAUCCCAAAAGAUCAAGGAUAUUAGAAAAUUUAUUUAGAGGAUAGUGAUGCUGAUUGUAUCUUGUUAGAAGAAAUUCAUCCACAGUGCUUUUAGGGUACCUGUUAAUUUUGCGAAAAUAUUUUUCUUGGUGGGUGGGGGUGGGAUUUGGUAUGGCAGGCAGCAGUAUGGGGCUUUCCUUCUCCAUGCCUUAUAUUGUUUCUUCAAAGUAUUAACUGCAAUUAUGAAACGGGUUCAAUCCAGCAUCAAAAUGGUUUUUUUUUUUUUUUGGUUGGUACAAAGUUGCUGUCUGUUUUCUUUUGUGAUCAAUCCUCAUUACCUGCCUUCUUGUUGAUGAUCGACUAUUGGGUAGUCUUGAUACUUGGUACCAUUUUGGGUACUUUUCUCUCUUAACAGACAUUGGACGAUGCUACACAUCUACAGGAUUAUGGACAUAUCUUAUUCUUACUUUUCAGUACACAAUAAUAUUGUAAAGCUUGUGUGUAGCAGGUUUCUAGCUUGUAUCCUCGUGCAGAUUACAUAGGGUUUGAUUACAUAGGUACAUCCAGGGCUUUAAUUCAAAACAUUUCAAUGAAAAACUAGUAUUUCUAGUUUCAGUUGGAUCAGAAUAUUUAUAUCUCCGAAAUUUAGUUCCA